AUGGCUCGCACUCGACACAACACUUCUGCUAGCCUCAGACAUGGUCCUCAAGCACCAAUUGAAGAUGCACAACAUCAAUCCCAGACACCUGAAGCUCUGAACUCCAACACCAAUGGUGGACACAACUCAGCUUCAAAUCGAUUCACUCCCCUGGACAAUCUUGAUCAUUCUCCCCUUGAAGAUGCCAACAAUCCGUAUUUCUUGGGUAAUGGUGAUCAUCUGGGACUCAUUCUUGCCUCACCUCCAUUAACAGACAAGAACUUUCAACAAUGGCAUCAGAACUUCAUGAUAUCGAUUGGAGCAAAGAAUAAAUUUGAUUUCCUCAAUGGAUCUCUUCCCCAGCCUUCCCCCAAUGAUCCCCAUUUCAAUUCCUGGCAACGCUGCAAUCAAAUGAUCAUGUCUUGGAUCAUUCAUUCGGUCUCCCCAUAUAUCAAGAGUAGUAUUAUGUUCUUGAACUCUGCCACUGCUAUGUGGGUCGAACUAAACAACCGAUUUAAUCAGGGAAAUGGGCCACGACUUUUUGAGCUUCGACAAACCCUCAUUCGUCUCCAUCAAGGUGAUGAUUCAGUCAGCUCAUAUUUCACCAAACUGAAGGCUAUAUGGGAUGAAAUAAACGAAAUCUGUCCAAGAACUCCUUGCACAUGUGCUUCUACUGCCGAUAAUCUUGAUUCUCACAAUCAAGAACAGGUUUUACAAUUUCUUACUGGUCUUAAUGAAUCAUAUCAUGUUGUUAGGGCUCAAGUUUUGUUGAUUGACCCAUUACCUUCCUUGUCCAAAGUUUUUUCUAUGAUUAUCCUAGAGGAAAGACAAAGGAAUCUUGGUCCUUCUACAACUCCAAAUAUUAUUGCUACCUCUACCUCAAAUCAGAUACUUGUUCAGUAUUCCCCAACAAACCGGAAUCCUAACCCCCCUCCCCCAAACCACCUUCCACCCCGUGCUAAGAAACUUCGCCCCACCUGCACCCAUUGCCAAAAACCAGGACAUCUUAAAGAGAAAUGCUAUUUCAUUCAUGUCUUUCAACCUAGUUAUGGUUCUCAAAGGAAACUAGACACUUCUUAA
Humulus lupulus (European hop) is the source of this 1059-nucleotide messenger RNA. RefSeq lists its product as uncharacterized. NCBI's taxonomy places the organism in Eukaryota, Viridiplantae, Streptophyta, Magnoliopsida, Rosales, Cannabaceae. The record is from RefSeq and is a predicted model, not a curated record. The transcript has a single exon. Bases 1 to 1059 code for a protein of 352 amino acids.